Molecule: messenger RNA, 1539 nt
Organism: Fusarium subglutinans
Lineage: Eukaryota; Fungi; Ascomycota; Sordariomycetes; Hypocreales; Nectriaceae
Product: phosphotransferase enzyme family
Exons: 2
Coding region: 1-1539 (512 amino acids)
Source: RefSeq, a predicted model, not a curated record
AUGCUAUCCGCGAUAGUUCGACUAUUUCGGAUGCGCUGGGUGUCAUUCCUUGCCUUGUUCCCUAGUUUGUGGGAUCGACUCCUGCAGCUUGCUUCUUUCUCAACUACUCAAACUUCAACGAACCAAGAUCAAAGCAACGAUGCCAAGAAUAAGGUCCAGGCGCCAGAUCUUAGUAAUUCGGCCACGGAUACGAGCGCCGCCAGUCUUGGUAGCAACCAAUUCCCCGUUCUUACCGAAGACCAGUCCAUCCAAGCAAGACGAGAAUUUAUCGAGUCCCUUGAUCUAUCUGCCAUCUGUGCAUUGGCGUCAAAAUAUAACAGUAAUAAGUCUUGCCGAGUCGUAAACAAGGCCAGUGGUAGUUUUAAUGUUUGCUUCUUUGUUAAAUUUGUCACCGAUGAGCCAAAAUGGGUUGUCAGAGUCCCCAUCGAGCCUGCUGUGAAUAAUCCAUGGGAUAAAUUGCUAAGCGAAGUGACUACCAUCCAAUACCUUGAGCAUCAUACCCAAAUUCCACUCCCCUGCGUUCGGGCUUAUGGUCGCGGUGCUAUUUUGACAAAAAGUGGCAUUGGAACUCAGAUGUUUCUCAUUACAGACUUCAUCGAGGGUCAUUCGCUGGACAGAAAGCGGCUGCUUGUCGCUAAGGAGGAGCACCGACGGAACUUUUACUCUCAACUAAUCGAUAUCCUCACUGAACUUCACGGCCUUAGGUUCCCCUCGAUUGGCUCUCUAAUGCCGAAUCCGGAUGACCCCUCUCGCCCUAUCAUUGGCCCUGUCAUGUCUAUGUCUGCCAAUACACUUCGCCUUCCCCCUCCGUUAAUGUUCUCAUCCGCCAUGGCAUAUAUGAAAUACCAGUUCAGCCUCGUAUCAGGUUUCUUCUCGCCUCCAGUUCGCGAUCAUACCAUUGAGGAUAUCCGACACGAAAUCUUUGCUCUUCACGCCUUGAAACGUAUUUUCGAGCAGCUGGUUGACCCUCAGCUUGACCAUGGCCCUUUCAUCUUAAACCAUCAGGACUUACGAAGUCCCAACAUCAUCGUAGAUGACGACUUAAACAUCCAGGGUAUAAUUGACUGGGAGUUCUCGAGCACUGUUCCGCGUCCAACGUUCACGCCGCCGUCUUGGAUCACGGGCCAUGACUCACCCGAGACGGACACACAAAUCCAUGCCGAGUUUUGCAGCGUCUUGAAUGAGAAGGGCACCACCAACGAACUCUGUAAUCAGUUGAAAAGGGAGUGGUAUACUUCUGAGGAUACAGAUAUUAAGUUUUGCGUCGCCCAUAUAAUGCGUCGUCCUACCGAUGCCACGGACAUUUUCUACGACUUCCUGUGUUACAAGGUAAUCAGACAUUUAUCUGAAGAUAACCUUGAUGAUGUGGUUUCUGAGUUCUUCGAUGAGCAUCCUGAACUUACCUUGCACGCUCAACGCCAGGCACAAAGGUGUGAGCGGUAUAUUCAGUACUUGAAGGAAAACGGGUUGUAUGAGACCGAGAUAGAUAAGAUACUCGCCGAGUCGAAAGUAUUAAAGGCAAAAUACGGCUGGCAAUAG